AUGGCGCCUCCCGCCGAAAUCUCCAUCCCCUCAACCAUCCUCUCGACCGGCGAAUCGAAACCCUACACCCUCUACAACAUCACCCUCCGCCUGCCCCUCAAAUCCUUCGUCGUUCAAAAGCGCUACUCCGACUUUGCAUCCCUCCACCAGACCCUCACCUCCCUCGUCGGCGCCGCGCCCCCCAACCCCCUCCCGGGCAAGUCCUGGUUCAAAUCCACAGUCUCCUCCCCAGACCUCACAGAACAACGCCGAAAGGGUCUCGAAGCCUACCUUCGAGCCAUCGCAGAGUCCCCCGACCGCCGCUGGCGCGACACCUCGGCCUGGCGCACCUUUCUCAACCUCCCUAGCACGGGCGUCGGCAGCACGGGCAACUCGGCUGCCAGCGCCCACGGCCUCAUCACCAGCGGUCGCGCGGGCGCCGCCGACCCGACGACCUGGCUCGAUCUGCACCGCGAGAUGAAGAGCUGCCUCCACGACGCGCGGAAUCAGCUCGCGAGAAGGGACGGCGCCGUGGAUAGUAACAACACCUCUGCUGCCGCCGAGGCCGGGGCCGCUGCCAAGAAGGCGCUGGUCAAGGCUAAUACGCUGGUGAGCACCCUCGCGGACGGGUUGAGGGCCAUGCAGGAGGGCGGACGGCUCGGCGACGGCGAAUUGCGGCGCAGGCGAGACCUGCUCUCCUCCGCUCGCGUCGAAAGGGAAGGGCUCGACAAACUCAGCAACAGCAUGGCGCAGGGAAGCAGCAGAAACGGUGGCGGCGGACCCGGCGGACGGGAAGGGUGGGCCUCGGCGGGCGACAAGGCUGCAUUACUCGGCAGAAGCGGCGGCGGCGGUGGGGCGAGGACGGGCGGACGGGUCCUGGGGGCCCCGCUGCCGGAGACGGAGCGGACGCGGGAGCUGGACAACAACGGGGUCGUGCAGCUACAGCGGCAGAUGAUGAGCGAGCAGGAUGAGCAGGUGAAUACCCUGGCGGCGAUUGUGCGGCGGCAAAAAGAGAUUGGGCUGCAGAUCAACGAGGAGGUGACGGAGCAGACCAAGAUGCUGGACCGGCUGAACGAGGACGCCGAUCGGGUCGGGGGCAAGAUUGAUGUCGCCAAGAAGCGUAUCAAGAAGUUUUGA
Molecule: messenger RNA, 1116 nt
Organism: Colletotrichum tamarilloi
Lineage: Eukaryota; Fungi; Ascomycota; Sordariomycetes; Glomerellales; Glomerellaceae
Product: PX domain-containing protein
Exons: 1
Coding region: 1-1116 (371 amino acids)
Biological process (GO): vesicle fusion; intracellular protein transport
Cellular component (GO): SNARE complex; endomembrane system; membrane
Molecular function (GO): SNAP receptor activity; SNARE binding; phosphatidylinositol binding
Source: RefSeq, a predicted model, not a curated record